UGGAUAUUGGAUAUUGAAUUGAAUUGAAUAUCAGUGGUGCUCUGUUUGAAUUUGGUUGUACUCAUCGUUAACCCACUUUUUCGACGGUCUAGUAUAUUUAAGUUAUCAACUCCUUGUUUCACUUUCCGGACACAUUGAAUCUAAAGCUUGAAAGAACACUGAUUUUUUCUCAUAAUCUUAAUAAAUGUCUGGUAUUAGCAGACGUUCCUAUCUUUAUAAUUCUACGUUCAGUAAUUUACUUAUUAAUUCCGUCCUAAUUCAAUUUUGGAUUAUUUUCUGAAGAAAUAAAAUGACUGGAUAUUAAUGAUUACAUGGACCAAACAGAUGAAUUAAUCAGUCAUGAAGCAAAAGAAUUUUAUGAUGAAAUCCGUGGACUAGUUGUUGUCUUUUUGCUAUUCGCAAUCCUUUUCUUUAUUGCUCAUAUCACACUACAGUAUUUUCUAAUAAGAACGGAAUAUGAAUUGAAGCCAUAUCGAAGUGAACGUUUAACUUACCAACUAGUUCUGGGUAUUUGUACAUUUACACUGACAAUAGGCCUAACUUCAUGCAGCCUAUUACCAUUUACUAUUAUCUCUAAUGAGAUUCUAAUUAUUUUUCCACAAUCAUACUAUGUACAAUGGUUAAAUGGGGAGUUAAUACAAGAUUUGAUACUGUUAAUCAAUAUCGGGUGUAAAAUAUCCUAUUUAACCAUACCAUUCUCUUAUUUUCUGUUAAAUUCCCAGGGAUUUCUUCAUAAAUCACAUUCCUUGACACCACGCUUAGUUUACUCUUUUACAAUGGUCUUAUUCUUCUACAUUUUGUGUUUUGGUACGUCAUGGUCAUUGACAAGUUUUGUAUCGGCGUUAAAUUAUUAUUUUUUAUCAGAUGUAUUACCUGCUAGUGAUAAAAACUUAUUUUUUGAAUCCCACAAUCAGGCUUAUUUUUCUGUUAAUCUUACUUAUCACUUUGAUUAUUAUGAAAAUCAUCCAGUCUCAUUUCUUCUAAAUUCUGUAAAAUCCGUCGGCUGGAUUAGAUUUCUCCAGAACAUUUUCAUCCAGGUAAUAUUUAUGUCAGCUUUAGAAAUAAUUCAAAUGACAGCCUCUUUAUUCGGACUAUUAUUACUAUUUAUUUGCACUCCAGUGGGUCUACUAUCUAUUGUCUUAAACCUAAUCGCUAUUAGUAUACAUUCUUUGCCCAAUAUAACACCAAAACAAACAUUGCAUAAUCGUAUUGAACAAAUGAAUUUCGAAGCAUUAACUAUUCUGGAUGACAUUAAAACUGUCCAACUUUUAUAUACUACUAACAGCACGUUAGAUAACGAAGAUGAUUUAUUGAUUAAUAAAUCAAUCUGCUUUCGGAAUUACACCGAUGUCAAGUCAAAAGAAGAGUUAUUAUUCAAGUAUACAAACGAGUUGGAUAUGUUAAAUUUAGAAAUGUUACAAAUCAGGCAGCGUAUAAACGCACGCAAGUUUUUGCGAUUCAUACGCGAAUCUACAAACCUACUAUUUUAUUUUUUCUGUUUAGUUUUGCUUUUUGUUCUGUUGCAUUUAUUGGAAUCAUUUGUAUUCUUCAAUAUUAUUGAUCUUUUAUGGAGUAUGAUUUUUGGCAAUUAUGGUAGUAAGGAUAUCGAUAAUCCUUUAGUAACGACAAAGAGCAGAGAUUAUUCAUCGCUUUCAGCUAAUUCUGCAGAUUACAAUUUUGCACUUGGUUUAAAGCCUGUUUCGUCACUUGGACAUAUUGGAGCUGCUUUUCAGGUAUGCCUGGUGCUGUUCCUUCUUGUGUUAAGUUUGUGGGGGUUUUACUCGCUCCCAUGUACUCGUUUCCUUCGACCAAAAUCUCACGCUACAAGUUUGGAUAUUAUGUUGGCGAACAUUUUGUUGUUUUUAAUGCUAAGUGCUGCACUUCCGCUGCAAACCAAUCUGCUAGGAUUAACAACACUCACUUUACCCAGUCCACUCAAAGCUGAAGCUGUCAUGUCACCUACAUAUUCAGAAAAUUCAGAUCUUGUUUGCGACUCUUCACAAUACCGAUUUAUUUGUGAUGAAAACACUUUCAACUGUCCAACUACGAAAUCGAGCAAAAAAUCUUGCAACCGGUGGACAAAACUGAUUAGUGACACAUACUUUGACCCAUUUAGAUGGCUUAGCUUUAUCCAUUUAGUCAAUCCACUAAGCUCUUCAUCUACGAACAGUCUAGAUGAACUAACAGAAACCCAUCCAAUUCAAACAGGAAAGCAAUCGGUUUUCCAUCAAUUCAUUUUUCGUGCUUUCGGCUAUCCAUCCGUAUCACCUAGUUAUGGGCUUGGUUUAGUUAUAUUAACGUAUAAUAUUUGUUUCCUGCUUUCUUCCAUGUGGAUUGCUGGCCGACGGUUAACAGACGCUACGUUUUCAAUCAGUUUAGAUGUGGUAACAACUAUUCGGUGUUUGCAUCAAUUGGAUAUCACAUUUAAACCUAGAUCACACUUGGAACAUACGGAAUGGCUAAAUGAACUACCUAGUACCAAUGGUUCAGAGGAACUUGAUCGUCGUAUUUAUUCAUCAUAGUCGAUUUAUGACUGUCCACGGUUCUGUUUAUUGUGUAUUUAUGUACACGACUAGCGUAAAUGUUUGUAAUAUUUUCGUUGAUGUUUUACUGCAUUUUCCAUUUAUUUUGUUAUUUUAUUGAUAAACUAGUCGAUUAUACAAAUAUAUAUACAUAUUCAGGUGAAUAAACCCUUGUUAUUGCCUGUAAUUUGAAAUGAUCUCUUAGUUCGAGUAUAUACUGAUUUGUCUAAUUUUGUUUCAAUACUAUGUAUGACAGCAAUUAGUUCUUCUGUUUUGAAAAACCAUAUACUAUUCGGUUUUCUUUCUUAUUUUUCGGUUUUUGUCUUUUCUCACUUUCGAUAAUCUUUUUUCAUGAACGAUAGUUCAUCUUAAUUAUGGUCAGAAUUUUAUUUUUCAUAUAAAUACACUGUAAAUUAAUUAAUCGUCAUUGAUAA
This is a messenger RNA of Schistosoma turkestanicum, 2956 nucleotides long. Lineage: Eukaryota; Metazoa; Platyhelminthes; Trematoda; Strigeidida; Schistosomatidae. The record is from the annotation of a GenBank genome assembly.